Molecule: messenger RNA, 1958 nt
Organism: Tripterygium wilfordii
Lineage: Eukaryota; Viridiplantae; Streptophyta; Magnoliopsida; Celastrales; Celastraceae
Product: carotenoid cleavage dioxygenase 7, chloroplastic
Exons: 7
Coding region: 39-1904 (621 amino acids)
Biological process (GO): carotene catabolic process
Cellular component (GO): chloroplast stroma
Molecular function (GO): 9-cis-epoxycarotenoid dioxygenase activity
Source: RefSeq, a predicted model, not a curated record
GAUCCUCAAUUGCCAUUUCUACUACACCCCGCGCCAAAAUGCAAGCCAAGCCCUGCCACAUUAUCCCCGCGGCAUUCCGAUCACCCGAAAAACUAUCUCCGGCUCACCGUCUUUAUUCUCCGGCCAACAUACCACGAGCAAUAUCCAUAGCAACCCCGGAUAACAACCGUGUGAGAACAGUGACCACAGAGAGAACAAGAAACUAUGAAGAAGACGAAGCUACGGCAGCGUUUUGGGACUACCAGUUCUUGUUCGUGUCGCAACGAUCGGAGACUGUUCAGCCCGUGAAGCUCCAAGUCGUUGAUGGUGCGAUCCCGUCGGACUUCCCCUCCGGAACUUACUAUUUAGCCGGACCGGGAAUUUUCUCUGACGACUACGGAUCGACGGUGCACCCUCUCGACGGCCACGGAUACCUGAGAUCGUUUACAUUCGAUGGAGUUAAAGGGGACGUGAAUUUCAUGGCCAAAUACGUGAGAACCGAGGCUCAAGAGGAGGAGUUCGAUCACGCGACUGGCACGUGGAGGUUCACACACCGGGGCCCAUUUUCCGUUUUAAAGAAAGGGAAGAAGUUGGGGAAUACGAAGGUGAUGAAGAAUGUAGCGAACACCAGUGUGUUGAAGUGGGGAGGGAGGCUGUUGUGCUUGUGGGAAGGUGGGGACCCGUAUGAGAUUGAAUCAGGGACGUUGGAUACUGUCGGCAGGUUCGAUAUGAUCAACGGUUCAGAUUCGUUGGUGAACAGUAAUGGCAGCGUUGAUGGGGGUGAUGUGUGGGAAGUAGCCGCCCGGCUGUUGAAGCCUAUCUUACAUGGAGUGUUCAAUAUGCCUGCCAAGAGAAUGUUGUCACAUUACAAGGUUGAUGCUAGAAGGAAUAGACUACUUACAGUAUCCUGCAAUGCAGAGGACAUGCUUCUACCUCGCAGUAAUUUCACAUUUUAUGAACAUGACUCUGAUUUCAAGUUGCUGCAGAUGCAAGAAUUUAACAUUCCUGAUCAUCUGAUGAUCCAUGAUUGGGCCUUCACAGACACUCAUUACAUACUGUUUUCCAACCGCAUCAAGCUGGAUGUCAUCGGGUCAAUGGGUGCAGUGUGUGGGUUAUCUCCAAUGAUAUCAGCAUUGUCAGUGAACCCUAGCAAGGCCUCUUCUCCAAUUUACUUGCUUCCUAGAUUUCCAAAUGAAUCCAGUGAUAGUGUUGGAGGCAGAGAUUGGAGAGUGCCUGUGGAAGUUGAUUCACAAUUUUGGCUACAACAUGUUGGGAAUGCUUUUGAGGUUAAGGAUCAAAAUGGGAAUUUGGAUAUACAUAUUCAGGCUGUUGCUUGCUCCUACCAUUGGUUCAAUUUCCAAAGCCUAUUUGGAUAUAAUUGGCAAAGUGGGAAGCUAGAUCCUUCAAUUAUGAAUGUCAAAGAAGGUGAUCAAACUCAGCUACUGCCUCAUCUUAUUCAGGUUUCGAUCAAAUUAGAUGCCGAGGGGAGUUGCUACAAAGCUUGUGUAGAGCCGUUGAAUGAAUGGAACAAAUCAUCGGAUUUUCCUUUGAUCAACCAAUCAUUCUCAGGCUACGAAAACAAAUACAUCUAUGCUGCAGCUUCAUCUGGGUCUCGCCGAUCUUUGCCAAGUUUUCCAUUUGAUAUGGUGGUUAAGCUCGACUUGAAAGACAAGUCUGCUCGUACUUGGUCUACCGGCAGACGGAGAUUCAUUGGGGAGCCCAUUUUUGUUCCGAAGGAUGAGAGUGAAGAUGAUGGAUACCUUCUUGUGGUUGAGUAUGCAGUUUCAAUCCAGAAGUGUUAUCUUGUCAUAUUAGAUCCCAAGAGAAUUGGAGAAGGAGAUGCACUUGUAGCAAGAAUUAUGGUCCCUAAGCACCUCAAUUUCCCAUUGGGGUUUCAUGGUUUUUGGGCUAUUAACCACGACUAAAAAUGUUUAUGAUUUCUUAAAUCUCUAUUAUAAUGAAAAUGUAAAUUUUUUGUC